CGCCAAAAAAAUAUUCUCACUCUUCCUUUAUUACUGUCCCUUGUUUACUGCCUUCAUUCCAGUUUGUGGAGACAGAGGGAAAGAGAGAGAGGUUGAGAUGAAGGGCACUUCCAAGGUAAUAAUGGGAGCAACUCUGGCAAUGGUGGUGAGCCUUGCCAUUGUUUUGGGUCUAAUCCUAGUGUUAUUAGUUGAGCUCUACUGCUCCCUCUUACUCCGUCGGCGUCAGCUGAGAAACACCACUUCAAAUACCACCACAACCAUCAAUAGUAUUCCUUCUCAGCCUCUUCAAACCCAAGACCGUUCAGCCAGUACUCUCGGUAGCUUCUAUUCUCAGGGAGUUCUUGAUGCUCCAAGAAGCUUCCUCUUCCCUGCAGUUUCUUCCAAAGAAAACAAGAUAGAAAACAAAGGCCGAAGCUUUCAACUUCAUAGUGUGCUUGAUAUCCGUACUCUUGAAUCAAACACAAGUCCACAUCACGUAGGCAUAUUAUCUCCAUCGUCUCCACCAACUUCCUUCAUCACUUCACCUCAACCAAUUCAAGAAACCCCACUUCAAGUUGGUACAAAUAGUAGUUGCCAUGCCCAUGAAGAAGCUAAUUAUGGUGGUGAUGGAGGGGAGGAUUUUGUGUACAUUUCCAAUCCCAUCUAUGACAAUGAUGCUAGCAGGUUGAGCAGGGCGGAUACUCCAUUUGAGACUCCAGAUACUUCGCCUUCGCGUUUAGAAACAGGUGGCUCUUCCGGGGAAGAUGAGAUAGCUCAGCCAUCUCCAUCUAGUCAACAUUCACUGCCAAUUACACCUCCAUUGACUCCAAUGAAGAAACUUCCAGCAGAAGCUUGUUCAGUUUCUUUGCGGGAUGCCAGGUCAUUAGGAACUUCACGUAGUGAUUCUGUCAGUAACAAUGGACUUUCAUCUUCCUCAUCUGGAUCUCCAAGCACAUCUCCUUCAUGGUGAUUGUCUUGAAAACCAAGUUCUGUACUUGUGGGUUUUAUCAUGUUAAAUUUCUUUAUUUCUGGGUGAGGUUUUGUGAAUACCGUGAGUAGCACAACUUUUCUUUUUUCCAGGCGUGACCAUGGCGCUUUCACCCAGGCCACGUCUAUGCCAACUGAAAUUCUUGACUUUGCAGAGUUACCCUUUUGUUUUUAUUUGGUUGUAUGGGUGUUUUUGGAAAGUAAUUGUCACUUUCUAUCUAGCAAUAGAAACGAGCUCCGU
This is a messenger RNA of Pistacia vera, 1207 nucleotides long. RefSeq lists its product as uncharacterized. The transcript has a single exon. The record is from RefSeq and is a predicted model, not a curated record. The coding region runs from base 98 to 949 and encodes 283 amino acids. Lineage: Eukaryota; Viridiplantae; Streptophyta; Magnoliopsida; Sapindales; Anacardiaceae.